GCGCGAACACCCAGAGCUAUGUACCUACCACCCACCGAGCGAGUCGCAUCCGCCGGCGAAGCGGAUAACCAUGGGACUGGCCCAGACGGGACAUGACUUCUCGAACGGCAUGGUCCAUAUACAUGGAGGCACAGUCACAUUGCCGCGAGAGGACUGGGAGCGCAUCUGCGCCAAACUCCAGCAAGCAGAAAAGUCGCUCGGCGAGCUGAAGAACUCGAUCAGCAGCGUCGCUGAGAUACCGCCUCCCACCAACGGCUUCUCUCCCUCGGGAUCGGGAAACACUUCGCUAGCAGCGGCAGCACCCAUCGACGGCGAGCAAAGCCAUGUCCGAACGCAAGGAAUACACACGCGCAACGACAUGACGGGCCAGACGAUUCACAUCGGGCCCAGCUCGGUUCCUGCACUUGUCAUGGCAUUGGGCCGGGGGAACACAGAGUGGGCGCCGGGUGUGCAAGAUCUCCUGGGUAAGAAGAGCAUGCUGCCAAUAUUCGGUCUUGACAACGAGAGCGCUACGUACCCGUUCGUCGACCUAUGGGGCCUGCCACACGGAUCGAUAGCCCGCGCUCAUGAGCUCGCAAAUGCGCUUCCAAGCGACUCGGAAGUCCUCAGCUUCUUCCGGUGCUACCGCGAGACUGCCCAUGUCGUGUACCCCGCAGUGUCAGACAUCGAGGGAAUCGAAUCGGACUUGAUGCUCUUCCUCAUCCAGCGCGCAAGCUCACAAGGCACAGACGGCAUUACAGACCAGCAGAUCUAUGGUAAAGACCUGCACUGGAUAGGUCUGGUAUUCGCCAUACUGGCUUCGGGAUGCCAAUGCUCGACACUGUCGCGGCGCGAGAGGGAGUUGACAUCCCAAGUCUAUGUGUGCUGUAGCUUCGAAUGCCUCCGCUUCACCAACUUUUUGUCGCACGCGACACUCGAAAAUAUACAGACUCUGCUCAUUCUGGGCAACGUCAUCUCCAACAAUAUGAACGCGGGGGUGGCAUGGAGCUUGAUGGGCUUGACUGUCCGUCUCUCGCAAACACUGGGUCUGCAUCGCAUGUGCCCGCCAUCAACACCUAUCCAGCAAAAGGUCACGCGAAGCAAAGUCUGGUGGGCACUCCUAUGGCAGGACUCUCUUCUUUCGGUGUCGUACGACCGCGCAUCCUCCACCACAACAAUCGACCACACGGUACCUCUGUCUCAACAUACCGCACCCGGCACAAGGACAAUCACCGAGCACCGGAACGAACUUCAAGAAAUCAUGAUCGAUGCAGCCGACUACCUCAAAGACUCGCGAAGAUGUCGCUCGAUGCGCGACCAACUCGAGCACUGGGCUCUAUACCUGCACAUUUCGUACAUCACAUCCGAGCUCUGCCGACCCGCCAUUAGCCCAGCAACCGCCGGCUUCGACCUCUCCAAGACCCUGCGAAAGACAUGUAUCGAUAGCCUCACAAACACGGUCGAAGCCUUCCUCGGCCUCCAAAACAUGACCCCCUUCGCCACCCGCUCCUGGUCCGCCGUCCACCGCUCCCUCAGCUCAGCGCUCCUCCUCGGCAUCCUCGGCGAACACAACCGCAACGAGCGCGCCCGCGGCCUCCUCCAAAACGUCAUCCAAGUCCUCUCCGACGUGACCAAAGACGUCGACCCCGCGGAAAUGGCCACGCCCAUCACGCGCUCCGUGUCGGCGCUUGAGCGCUUGCUCAGGAUUACGUCGACGCAUAAUCGCAAGACGAGCGAGUCGGGCUCGCAGGCCUCGCCGACGAUGCAUGUUUUCACGGCGGAUGAUAUCAAUAGCGCGCUGGUUAAUGGUGAUGGACAUCUUUUCUCGCAGUCCCCGUUGCUCGGGCUCGAGCUGGAUUCGUCGCCGUAUGCGCUCAUGGAAUCGAUUGUAUGGGGCGCACAGAAGACGCCUUGAACGGUUGCAUGUGGUGGGAAAUUCAGAUCUAGAAAACGUAGAUGACGAGGAUGAUGCGACUCGUGCUCCGCGCUGCAUCGUAUGGCAGGAACCGUUGGUGGAGACAGGAGCGGAGUCACGCACGACCUUGGUGAGCGACGAUUCGCCAGCUGAGGACGUUGACAUGAAGUUCCGGCACCGUAUGAGCAUCGGCGAAUGUGAAGAUGAUGGUGGUGAUGACAUGAGAACAGCGCAUGGCGCUCACCGAAGAAGAGAAGAAAAAGAAGCGCCAUCUCGGCAACAUGAGCGAUGACAAAAGCACUGUUUUUUUAUGUAAGAUAUCCCAUUCACGGCGCGAAUGUGUCAACUUUCCACAAGCGCGUUGCGUGGGCAUACCAUGCCGCGAGAUUACAAUUCAAACACAAAGUAGAGGCCAAGAGGCACCAUCAUCCAGAGAUCACGUUCAC
This is a messenger RNA of Parastagonospora nodorum SN15, 2340 nucleotides long. RefSeq lists its product as hypothetical. The record is from RefSeq and is a predicted model, not a curated record. The coding region runs from base 71 to 1894 and encodes 607 amino acids. NCBI's taxonomy places the organism in Eukaryota, Fungi, Ascomycota, Dothideomycetes, Pleosporales, Phaeosphaeriaceae. The transcript is spliced from 3 exons. Gene Ontology annotation, molecular function: zinc ion binding; carboxy-lyase activity; DNA binding. Gene Ontology annotation, biological process: DNA-templated transcription.